AUGAGGCUGAAUUUCUGCUUUACUGAUCCUGCUGACAUGCAGGCUUUGAUUGGCAAAAGCAAUGACAAGGCCCUGGUGUCAGGACGCAAUGCCUCAAAUAAGGCUAAACACUCCUCCAAAACAAUAGAGAUGGAUGGCGCGAUUAAUUUACCACCACGCAAAAGAGCUACUAGUCGGGCAAAAUCAACUAGACUUUGGAAAGGAGCAAAAGCCCAAUUGAACUCUGAAUCCGAGCUCAGUGAUAUUGGGAAGGUGUACCCCGAGUUCUAUAUGUAG
Molecule: messenger RNA, 276 nt
Organism: Pelobates cultripes (western spadefoot toad)
Lineage: Eukaryota; Metazoa; Chordata; Amphibia; Anura; Pelobatidae
Source: the annotation of a GenBank genome assembly